AUGCCAAAACGGGGUGUGCCAAUUUCUACACCCACUCAUUUAGGGUCCGUCCCCAAGCGGAACCGCCCGUCGGCUCGAACCGAACGGGGUCUAUCACUAGGUACUCCAUCAGACGACGUGGAGAUAACCGAGAUUUUCGCUUGCCCCUUCUUUAGAAGAGACCCUGUGCAGCACAUUGAUUGUCUCGGUCGCAAGCUGAAGCGGAUUAGCGAUGUCAAGCAGCAUAUCAACCGGCGUCACCUCAAUGACAUCGUGCAGUGCCCUAACUGCAAUCUGACCUUUGGCUCAUCUAUUGACCUUGAUGAGCAUAUCAACUUGUCUUGUUGUUCCUCGGCGACUCCCUAUACCAUUCAGCAGAGCAUCCCGGAGCAACUGAGAGCCCGUGCCCCCCCUGGGACGCCAAUCGAAGACGUGUAUUCAGCUCUCUGUGGCAUUCUAUUCGGCAAGCAGGAAACACCAGUACAGCCUUACCUUGGCCCCAUCUUGCUGGAGAGCACCGCACUGCUCUGGAGCUUCUGGCAAUCAGAGAAGGCCUCUCUUAUUCAAACCGUGGUCAACCAGUCUGCAUCUUCCACUGCAGGGGAUAUGUCUGCUGUGGUCUUGACCAUUGUCGAUCAACUCCGCAUGAGCUUUGAGCAGCAUGUGAAAGCAUUGCCUGUUGGUGGACUACCCAGUACCCCUGCAUCUGCGACGCUUUCCAACAUCCAGGAAGAAAUCCUCCAAGCCGACUCACUGCCAAUGCAGCUUUUUGGCUCCUUCCAAACAUCGGACGUCUCGUUCGGAGCUCAAUUGCCAACUUCCGAGGGCUCCCACAAUUCGAUUUCCGUCCUAGCUUUUGAGGGCGCAGCAAUGUCCAUGAGUGACGGUACAGGUAACUUUUCGAACACAAUCGGUUCAAAUAAUGACGCCCACGAUCUCUCAUUCUUGAGACAAGAUGAACAUCACUCUUCGGCAGAAGUUCUCUUCGGGACUGAGGCAAGUCUUUCGACAAAUCUAGACAUUGGCUUCAUUUUUAUGUAG
This is a messenger RNA of Clonostachys byssicola, 1020 nucleotides long. Lineage: Eukaryota; Fungi; Ascomycota; Sordariomycetes; Hypocreales; Bionectriaceae. The record is from the annotation of a GenBank genome assembly.